Megalops cyprinoides (Indo-Pacific tarpon) is the source of this 1554-nucleotide messenger RNA. RefSeq names its product Yip1 domain family, member 5 (gene yipf5). The record is from RefSeq and is a predicted model, not a curated record. NCBI's taxonomy places the organism in Eukaryota, Metazoa, Chordata, Actinopteri, Elopiformes, Megalopidae. Gene Ontology annotation, biological process: vesicle fusion with Golgi apparatus; endoplasmic reticulum to Golgi vesicle-mediated transport; regulation of ER to Golgi vesicle-mediated transport. The transcript has 6 exons. Bases 74 to 865 code for a protein of 263 amino acids. Gene Ontology annotation, cellular component: trans-Golgi network; membrane.
ACGUAGCAGUCAAGCUGGAAGUGAAGCUGCUUGCAGAAGGCACAGUAGGAACGGUGUAUACAGGUGCUUUAAAAUGUCAGGCUUUGACAACUUCAACACAGACUUCUACCAGACCAGUUACAGCAUCGAUGACCAAGGGCAAGCCACACAUGGCUACAGUAAUUCAGAAGACCCCUACAACAAGCCUUAUGGUCAGUACGACUACUCCCAGCAAGCAGGGUAUGGGAUGGGGUACGCCGCCCCACCCCCGGGCCUGAUGCAACCCCAGCAGCCAUACACAGGACAGAUCUACCAGCCCACACCGGCGUUCACCCCAGCCUCCACACAAUCAGUCUACAGCAGCAGCUUUGAGGAUGAGCCCCCCCUGCUGGAAGAGUUGGGGAUAAACUUUGACCACAUCUGGCAGAAGACCCUGACAGUGCUGCACCCCAUGAAGGCAGCGGACGGGAGCAUCAUGACUGAGACGGACCUGGCCGGACCCAUGGUGUUCUGCCUGGCCUUCGGAGCCACACUGCUGCUGACCGGGAAGAUCCAGUUCGGCUACGUGUACGGCAUCAGUGCCAUUGGCUGCCUGGGGAUGUACUGCCUACUGAACCUGAUGAGCAUGACGGGCGUGUCCUUCGGCUGCGUGGCCAGCGUGCUGGGCUACUGCCUCCUUCCCAUGAUCCUCCUCUCCAGCUUCGGCGUGCUCUUCUCACUGCAAGGCAUGAUGGGAAUUGUCCUCACCGCCGUGAUCAUUGGCUGGUGCAGUUUCUCCGCCUCCAAAAUCUUCAUCUCAGCCCUGGCCAUGGACGGACAGCAGCUGCUGGUGGCGUACCCCUGCGCCCUCCUUUAUGGGGUGUUCGCCCUCAUCUCUGUCUUCUGAACUGACCCCAGCGCAGUGCGAGAAACAACCCCAAAGACUCAGUUAACUGCAGGAGGGGGCCAGCGUCACGCCUGUCCCGAAGCAGGGAGGGCACAGCUGUCCCCCCCUACAUUCCACCCCCGAUGAGAGGGGUCAACGCAAGCGUAACAGGAAGCAAACGUCACCAGUUUCCCCCGAGGACUUCAGGAACGCGACGCAACAUCCGUAGAUGUACUCCGCUGUAUAGCUUGUAUGUUUGUAACUGUACAUAAUUCUUAUUUUUCUGAGUGAUGUGGCCUUCGGUGAUGGUAUGCACAGAUAUCAUGCAAAAAUGGAAAUUAAGCAAGGGAAUUCAAUCUAACUUCUGGAGUUAUUUUCCUGUUCCUUUAGUGACGGAUUUCAGCAAAAACUACAUUUUUACUGCUCAUGGUUGUGACCACAGAACUCAUUGUGUGAGGGAAUUCAAAAGAAUUGAACACGUUUAAAUUUCUCAUUCUAAUAUAACAAUACACCAUAGCGGUUACAUUGAAUGCCCCACUAAGUUAAUUUUAAAUCUUUGUUAAUCACGUGGACAGAAAGCCAAUGUUUAUUUUCCUGUUAACUGUAAAUACUCUUGUUGAUAAUGACAGGCCUCGAUCACAUAUUUGUGUAUUGGUGUGGCCUCGGCAUCUGGAAAUAAGUGACGUUUUUAAAUUGCUGGCAUUGUCAGG